AUGGAUCGCCAAUUCGCGGACGGCCACACUCCAUACGUGCACGACCGCUGUCGAACCAUGGCGAGUCUGAUGUCGUCCGCUUCCAGCAGCUACGCCGACUCGGACGUGACCUCGACAUAUACGGGGAUGGACUCGACCUCGUCGGUUUCCACGGCGCCCCACGAUCCCAACGGUGACAAUCUCAUCUAUCCCUGCUACAUGCGUGAGUACCUGGGGUGCGAGGAAGGCUUCCCCUCGGGGCAGGAAGAGGCAUGGUUCGAGCAUGUGUGCGACCACAUGAACCAUCUCUUCCCCGUGAAGACGGGUUGCAUCUUCUGCGACGCGACCUUUCCCGCAUCGUCAAUGACCCCGGAGGAUCGAAAGGAGGCGUUCCACCGGCGCAUGAUGCACAUUGCACGACACUUUCGACGCUGGCUCGAGGAGCAGCUCGAUACCUGGAACCUGGACAGACUCAUGCUGAAUCAUCUCCUACAUCAUCAGAUCGUCGGUCAGUGGGUCGCGGACAUGGCUGAGUUCGUCGAUACACCAGAGCCGGCAGAGGAGCCACUCGAGUCCGGACCUGUGGUGAGGCAGGGGGCGGCGAGUGCCUGGAGAGCGAGAGGACUCGAAGAUCCCGAGAUCACGCAGACAUGCGAGUUUGCGCGUGGCCCCCAUUCGCGCAGGAAAAGACGCUCGAAACAAGGUUCUGCUCAGGAAUACUUCGUGUGA
Molecule: messenger RNA, 708 nt
Organism: Emericellopsis cladophorae
Lineage: Eukaryota; Fungi; Ascomycota; Sordariomycetes; Hypocreales; Bionectriaceae
Exons: 1
Coding region: 1-708 (235 amino acids)
Source: RefSeq, a predicted model, not a curated record